AAAUUGGGACACCACAUAGGCCAGUCCGAACUGUAUGUGAAAGAGAAAGAAAAAAAAUGUUUUUUAAGUCUCGCCUACUCAGUGAAGUGAUGUGAUUGGUCCAACCAAAGUCGGUCGCACCAACAAACAACAAUGGCAGUGAAGAGCAUCGCUUGCAGGCACAUUGUUGACACCGUUGAGCAGUAUUUAAUAUAAUUCACCUGAAGACUCUCUCCCCCUUCCAAAAAAAAAAAUGGCAGCUGUUUUAGAAAUUACAGUACCUUCUAAAGGACGAGGGCGCGCAAGAGGUAGAGCAAGGAAAUUGACAGAUGAGAGAGAAAUUCGACCUGGACUCGCAAGUUUAACCCAGGAAAAGGGAAACUAUAUUAUUUCCAAUACCACUGAAGACAUUACUCAGAAAUCAAAAGGGUCUGCUAUACUUGACUUGGCGUGUGGUCAAGACACUGAUUUGUCCAUGAGUUUGUGUGCAGCGACAAUAAAAAAUAGCGAUUCCACCAAGAGUUCCACAUUAGAUGUAAAACUAGACCAACAUUCAUCAAUAUGUACUCAAAAAGAGCAUAGGCCAAGGAGUGAAAGAUCAAGAUUUGACACGUUGGUUACUUCCCAGAUCAAUCACUAUCUUGGCCAGAAUAACAACAUGCAUGCCUCUUUUUUCUCAAGCAGUUCCUUUCGUAAGGAAAAUCUUGAUAGUCAAUCAUUAUCAGAAAACAGUGGUGAUGAGGGCAAAAUGAGAAGCGUAAACACUUCCAUAAAAGCUGCACAUCAUAGAGAAGUAAUGCCAUCAGCGCAAGUUUCCUCAAGGAAUAAUGCACAACACCUCUCUCAUCGAAGUUCUCCAGGCCUGAAAUUAAAAAUACCACCAAGAUAUGGAGCUGAAAGCUUCACGGAUGCAAAGGCAGAGACAAAUGGAGGCUUAAAGAUUACAGAACACCCUUGUGCCACGACAGUUUUCUCAUCUUCUGAAGGAGAAAGGUGCAGAGAGGAGAAGCCAGGAACUUUAGGUAGCAGCAACAUUUGCAGGCUUUCACAAUCGUCUCCACCACCUGAUCCUUUAUUCAAAGGUAUGCAUGACACUCGUGGUGCCUCAGUUGCUGUUGGACGGGGCAGAGGGCGAGGAAGAGGCAGAGGACACAGGUCUGAUACAGAAUACACGGCACACCAUGGGAAAGUGUGGGAUACUGACAUCAAGUGCCCUCCUCAGUCAGAAGUGAUAGAAGAGUUUGAAGAUGCAGAGUCUACAUCUGGGUUUUCUAAGACUGUUGGUGGGGGUCUCUGGAAAAAUAAAUCUCUGGUGUCAUCCUCUGCUUUAGGACUACAGCUGUCUCCUUUGCAAACUCAAACCUCCACUGAGAUGCAUAAAAAUAAAGCAAAUAGUGAAACAUUAAAAAAACGCAGAAGGCCAAGAAGGUCGAGGAGAGAAACAAAGGAGAAACGCAGUGAGAAAACAUCUUUAGGGAAUGACAUACAUAACAUUGAUAGACUUUCUCUGGAUGCAGACAAAUGGCCAGUCCGGCACAAAUUGAGGGAAGUUAGCGGCACUAAGAAGGUAGGUUUACUUGACACAACUGCUGAAGUAGGAGGGACCAGUCAUCGCCAGGACUGAUGUCCACUCCACCUGGACACGUUAAAGUACUGGACUGGGCUGCAGAAGUGUCUACCCCAUUAGCCAAUCCAUCACCUGAGUGGCCAGCUUCAGACCAAUCUGUGCAGUCUCCAGACACUCUCAAGACCCCUCCAGGACAUGUGAAGGUCUUGGACUGGGCAGCUGAAAUGGCUAGUCCUGUCUCACCUUCACCUUGUCCUGACUGGGGUUUCUAGUCUUGAAAUCAGCGUACCAAAGAAAGUUUCAGUCAGAAGCAAAAUUUUAAAACUGGUUUAUGUUUCUUUGCUUUUAAUGCUCAUGAUCAUGACUUUUGCAUGCAUCAAAAAGGAUUAACACAGUUGACCUCAUGUAACUGGCUGACACUAAUGGUGCCUUUUCCUCUAAAUAAAUUGCAUUGAGUUUCUGAAGCAUAAUAUUGAAAUAAACGCAGAGUUAUCAUGUUUUAUCUCAUUUGAUCACAGGGAACGUUAUUGUUUCACAUUUGUAACAGACUAUCUAAUUCAUGAUUCUGUUCUUUUACUUUAUUUACAUAUGUAGUUUUAAUCGUAAUGUGUAACUUUUGUCAGUUCUACAAGAACAACUUUUAAAAUAACAUAUAUUUCAGAUUUUAAGCCCAUUAAAAUUGUACAAAUUAUUUUACCCAAACCUUUUAAUAAGUUACCAGUAAUCUGUAUAUUCAGUUUUGGAAAAUUGUUGCCUUAAAUCUGGUCAAUGUUGAAUACAGCAGGCUGUACAAACCUCAUAAAGAGCAGACAGGUAGAAGCAGAAAAAUGUAUUUCAUGAUAACUAUAGUUUUCAUCUGUUUUAGAAAAUAGAAAUUGUGUUUAUUGUGCAUAUGAACCAUUAAAGCAAUAUCACUUUCUAGUGGUCUGUCACGCAAACCUCCAUUAUGGGAAAAGGCUAAAGUGCAACAUGACAUGGACAUAUAGAUGUCCUCAGCUCACUUAAUUUUGCAAAUAAACUACAGUAUACUAUAAAGUAGUUCUGCCUUUGGAAGAGAGUGUUUGCCUUUUGUUAACCUAUUAGGAAAAAACCCUGCAAAAUCUGCUUGUUUCUUUCACUUAGGGGAGACUUUACCAACUUUUUAUGUAAAUUAUACAUUUCUUGUGAAAACUACCUACAUAAAUUGAAAGCAGGUCAGACCCCAAAAUCUAGUCAACAUUUCAUUGAAUUUUUAUUAAUUACCAAGAAAUUUUGAUAAAAUGUGUUUUCUAGUAUAGAUAGACAAAUCUUGGUAUUGUGUGAUUGCAGUAAAAUGAAAUAAUAAAAGUAAUAUACAAGUUUUAUAGGAUGCCUUUAAAUUUGGAUCUCCUUGUAUCUACAUCUAUAUUGUUUGUACAUAUUUUACAGAUGUACAGAAUUUAAUUUGUUAUGGCAGACACUUUUUAGGCAUAAAUGCAUUUGAAAUUAUAUCUUUUUAUGCUAGAAAACAUUCCUGUAUCUAGUUUAUUGAGAAUACAGUUAAUUGUAUUAUUAGAAUAUUAUUUAUAUCCCAUGUAUAUGUUUUUUCUAAAUUGUAUUAAAAAUCUUUUGCUCAUUAUAUUAAUGGAUCUGGUGCACAAACGAUGUUUUAGUAGACCAUCAUAUAAAUAUUGAAGAUAAUUGUCCAGUCAGUUUAAGUCUUAACUAGGAAGAACCAUGCUGCAAACCCCAGCUCAAACUUUGGCUUCAGACUAAGUUAAAGGGUUGAAAAAUGAGGUUUGUAAGAAUGCGAUAGCAGUUCAGGUUCCUGACAACAAAUUUUUGUUUUGCUGCAUCUUAGCAGUAUAGGUUUCUAACAGCAUGCUAUAGCAUCCUAACAAUGUUAUUGCAGUGUAGAUUCCUAACCCUGACAAUAUCCCUCUAGCUCAGGAGGCCUUUUAUUGAUGUUGUUUCUGUGAAACUAUAUAGUUGUCCUAGCAGUGUUGAAGCUGCUACAUUUGUUAAGUGAUUGAGCAUCAAAUCACAAAGUUCUUGUUUUGCUGCAUCUUAACACCUGUAUGUUAGUAAUUUAACUAUGUUAAAAUUGCAGAAGCUGAGAAAUGUCCCCUUCGCAUAAAGGUUUUGUUAUCUGGAGAAGGACAGCUGGUCUAUGUAAACCUUCAAGUCGUAUUAUUAACUGUAUUCAUGUCUGGUGCUUUGGUUAUGUUUUGUUAAAUUAAUUUUUGUAUGUUUUUAUCUAGCUGUUAAGGUUGCAUGACAACCUUUUUGCAACUCUCAGCAACUAAAGUAACAAUAACUUGUACAAAUGUGUAAUCUCUUUUGAGGACCAUGUAAUUUUUUGCUUUAUUGUCAAAACCAUGACAUCUCCCAUCUCCCCUUACAAUCAGUGGAUGUUUUGAAAAUAGUAAUGGUGAUUUGUCAUAGACAAUACAUGGUACAUAGGCUGUUGUACUUUUUUAUUUGGAUGUUGUAUUUUGCUACAUAGAAUGUCGUUUAAAGGCUGAACUUUCAGUCCACAGCAUGAAAGAAUGGAUUCAAUCCAGCAGAGGGAGGGGAGAGUACUUUUCGGGCUAGAUGGAAGCAUUAGCGAAGAAUGAUCACUUGGGUAGCCGGCACCAUGUGUGCACCUUAUCUCCCUCCCUGGGGGUCUAACCAUUCUUUCCUGCCAUGAACUAAAAGUUUGGCCCUUAAUGACCAAUCAAUUUAUGAUAUGACAAAGCAUUUAUACUGUUGGUUUACAUACUAUUGUCACUGGUAUUUACUCAGGAAUUUUUUUUUAGGCAUGUUAAGCAUCAGGUAGCUUUCAAAAGACCAAAAUAAACGUUUGUUGAUUAUA
Molecule: messenger RNA, 4361 nt
Organism: Pomacea canaliculata
Lineage: Eukaryota; Metazoa; Mollusca; Gastropoda; Architaenioglossa; Ampullariidae
Exons: 3
Coding region: 233-1603 (456 amino acids)
Source: RefSeq, a predicted model, not a curated record